Molecule: messenger RNA, 642 nt
Organism: Cladophialophora yegresii CBS 114405
Lineage: Eukaryota; Fungi; Ascomycota; Eurotiomycetes; Chaetothyriales; Herpotrichiellaceae
Exons: 3
Coding region: 1-642 (213 amino acids)
Source: RefSeq, a predicted model, not a curated record
AUGGCGAAACCGAUUCAAAACCCCUGCGAGGACGAACCCUCAGCUCUGCCCUUCCGAACGGGCGGCCCGCUACGUCGGCAUCAAGAAUACCUGAUCUUCUACUUUUUCGCCAUCACUUCCUGGAUCAUGGAGAUCUGCGCCGCGUGUCUGGGCUCGCUAUACGGAGCUGAGAGCCACUAUUUCAUCGGGACCAUAACGCCGUUUCUCGUCACCCAUUGGGCGGCAUUCCUCCAGACAUGCUGGCUGAUGGCAACGUCGCGACGCGAAACCAUCGCCGAUCGAAUGGCCUACCUCAAUCUGGCAUGUCGAUUCCAGAGACUCUGCGCUCCCACAGCCCUGAUCGGCAUGGUCACCUGGGCGGUCGCAUACCGGUUCCGCGACAAAGCCUCGAGCCAGGCAUACUGGGUCAUCUACCUCGUGGUGUGGAUCCUGAACAUCGUGGUGUGCAUCAUGAAUGUGUACAACAAUAUCACGUGGGAGAGCGACCUGCUGUACCAGAUCGCACCGGACGUGCACCAGGGUAAUUUCUGGCUCGGCGUACUGGGCAUCCGGUCCAUGAUCAAGGCGAAGGAUGUGUUGGAUGAACACAGUAAGGAUCAGGACUUUGAGCUGAAGCAGAGGGACAAUAAGCGGGGGGUGUAG